CCGGGGAGCCCCGGUAGGCGGCUGGUACGGGCGCGCGCACGCACGCUCCCCCUCCCCUCCCCUCCCCUCCCUUGUUGAAGGGGGCCGCCCUCUUAAAGGGCCCGCGUCAGGCAUGGCGGGGCCCGGCGGGCCCGACGGGGCGGCGGCGGCCGCCGGUCCGUGAUGGCGCCUGGGCGCUCCCCCGGCAGCAGCGGGCCCGAAAUGGCGGGCGGGGUUCGGGCGGCGGGGGGUGUCCCGGCGCAGAGCGUGUGCAUGGUGUCGGACUUCUUCUACCCCAACAUGGGUGGCGUGGAGAGCCACAUCUACCAGCUGUCGCAGUGCCUGAUCGAGCGGGGCCACAAGGUGCUGGUGGUCACCCACGCGUACGGCGGCCGGCGGGGCGUGCGGUACCUGACCAACGGGCUGAAGGUGUACUACCUGCCCCUGCGGGUGAUGUACAACCAGUCGACGGCCACCACCCUCUUCCACAGCCUGCCCCUGCUCCGCUGCAUCUUCGUGCGGGAGCGGGUGACCGUGGUGCACGCGCACAGCUCCUUCUCGGCCAUGGCGCACGACGCGCUCUUCCACGCCAAGACCAUGGGGCUGCGGACGGUGUUCACCGACCACUCGCUCUUCGGCUUCGCCGACGUCAGCUCGGUGCUCACCAACAAGCUGCUGACCGUGUCCCUCUGCGACACCAACCACAUCAUCUGCGUCUCCUACACCAGCAAGGAGAACACGGUGCUGCGAGCGGCCCUGGACCCGCGGAUCGUCUCCGUCAUCCCCAACGCGGUGGAUCCCACCGACUUCACCCCAGACCCCUCCAGAAGGGACGACAGGACCAUCACGAUCGUCGUGGUCAGCAGGCUUGUUUACAGAAAAGGUAUAGAUUUGCUUAGUGGUAUAAUUCCUGAGCUCUGUCAGAAGUAUCCGGAGUUACAUUUCGUAGUUGGAGGAGAAGGACCAAAACGAAUCGUACUGGAAGAAGUCCGGGAAAGAUACCAGCUACACGACAGGGUGCGUCUCCUAGGAGCCUUGGAACACCAGGAUGUUAGAAAUGUUCUAGUCCAGGGACACAUUUUUCUCAACACUUCCCUCACUGAAGCCUUUUGUAUGGCAAUUGUGGAAGCAGCAAGCUGUGGCUUACAGGUUGUGAGUACAAAAGUUGGUGGAAUUCCUGAGGUGCUUCCAGAAAACCUCAUUAUUUUAUGUGAACCCUCUGUGAAAUCAUUGUGUGAUGGUCUAGAAAGGGCUAUUGCCCAGCUCAGAUCGGGAACACUACCGUCUCCAGAAGCUGUUCAUAAUAAAGUAAAGACAUUCUAUACAUGGAGGGAUGUAGCAGAGAGAACUGAAAAAGUAUACGAGAGGGUUGCAGGUGAAAAGGUGUUACCAAUGAAUGAGCGACUUGACAGACUAAUAUCUCACUGUGGCCCAGUGACCGGGUAUAUUUUCGCUCUUUUAGCUGUUCUGAACUUCCUCUUCUUGGUGUUUCUGAGGUGGAUGACUCCAGAUUCCAUUAUUGAUGUUGCAAUAGAUGCCACAGGUCCUAAAGGUGCAUGGACUAAACAGUAUUUUUCUGGGAAGAAAGGAAGAAUUAAAGAAGAGCCUCCGAUCUCUUAGAAUGCUCCAAUGGAGAGAAAAAAUGCAUCAGUUCCUAACGGUUUUAAAGCUUGCUGUUGAAGACAUUACUUUUCAAAUUCUACAGUUUCUUUCUGAAGUUCUUUGAAAGAAACUUGGUUAAAUGUGCUACCUCAAUUUAGGAUUAUGUUUUAAUUUAGUUUUGGAUUCUUAAAAGUAUAUGGACAUCUCUUUUGCACUUAAAGCUGGGGGGAGAACGUGGAUUUUUACAAGUCAAGAGUCUUUGAGACAAAAAUAUUAGAUUUUUCUCUAGAAGUUGAAUAGUACAGACAGUGAGUGUAAACUUAUGUGAUAUUUGGAAAAGCAAAACACAAAUUACAUUAGUUUACAGUAGUCCCUGUCAAUUCCUGAUAUUUACUGUGAUUUUUGAGACCUAUUUAAAAAAAUUAAAUACUGAACAAAACAUACCUUUUCUUUCCUAAGACGAAAAUGACAUUUGAAGGUAGUCAUACUAAGAAAUUCCACAGUAAUAAUUAAUUUACUGUAAAUUCAUUAUUACCAUGGAAACUUCAGAGACUUAGUUCCAGCAGUUGUGUCCCAGUGACAAUGUUUUGCAUGCACAGUAAUAUUAUUUUGAAGUUUGCCCCUAAUGAAAAUUAGAUCCUUCUGUUGCCAAAUCAAAACUCCAUAAAAAACUUCUGAUAUUUUCGUCACAAUAUCCUGUUAACUAACACAUAUGAAAGUGAGGUAAAGCUUAUGUCUUUUUUUAAUGUACCUAGGUGGCUUUUGUAAACAUACGUAGGUGAAGGAAGGAUAUUAAUUAGAUUAAGAUGAUAAUAAUUAGCCUUCAGAAUCAGCUCAGGCCUGAAAACACCUCCAGCAGAUUAUGCCAAAGUAUGAAGUAGUGUGUGUGUGUGUGUGUGUGUGUGUGUAUCUGAAUAUGAGAGAGAAAUCUGUGAAGGGCUUAACAAGCCUCAACAAGCACCAUCGUAUUCUCUCUGGUGUUUUUCGUCCCUUUUUUUUUUUUCCUCCCUUCUCCUUUUGUUCCCCUGCUUUUGACUUAAAUGGCAUUUCAGUCUCUCUGGGAGGGACAGUGUUUAGUGUGCAUGAUUUCACCUAGACCACACCAGAGACACUGUCAGACAGGUCCUGCCAGUUAAAUCUGGGGAAGGCAUCCCUUAAAUGGAAGUUACCAACAGAUAGGCUUUUCUUGAGGGG
This is a messenger RNA of Oxyura jamaicensis (ruddy duck), 2775 nucleotides long. RefSeq names its product phosphatidylinositol glycan anchor biosynthesis class A (gene PIGA). Gene Ontology annotation, cellular component: glycosylphosphatidylinositol-N-acetylglucosaminyltransferase (GPI-GnT) complex. The transcript has 5 exons. Bases 163 to 1599 code for a protein of 478 amino acids. The record is from RefSeq and is a predicted model, not a curated record. NCBI's taxonomy places the organism in Eukaryota, Metazoa, Chordata, Aves, Anseriformes, Anatidae. Gene Ontology annotation, molecular function: phosphatidylinositol N-acetylglucosaminyltransferase activity. Gene Ontology annotation, biological process: GPI anchor biosynthetic process.